This is a messenger RNA of Sardina pilchardus (European sardine), 1556 nucleotides long. RefSeq lists its product as uncharacterized. The transcript is spliced from 3 exons. Lineage: Eukaryota; Metazoa; Chordata; Actinopteri; Clupeiformes; Clupeidae. The record is from RefSeq and is a predicted model, not a curated record. The coding region runs from base 114 to 1529 and encodes 471 amino acids.
CCGAGUCACUUAUUCAUACACUUGGUGUUGACGAUGAAACAGAGUCAGGUGCAGUCCCCUGGCCCAGUGAAACACCAGCUGAAGCACCUGCUGUGCAACAUGUUUGCAUCAACAUGGAUGAUGUGACUGAAAAGGAAUCCUCUCCUAUCUCUCGCCAAACAAUUGUUGGUGUUGUGAACACCAUCUCUACAGAGCUAGAUGUGGAGAAUGGACAAUGUUCUUCGUCCCCCUCUCAGGAUCUUACCUCACUGGAUGAAAGGCUGGAGAGACUGCUGUCCAAUGAGCGUCUUACUGCAUUCGCUCACAAUCUUGCUGAACAGGUGCAUUAUCUUUUCCUUUUAGACCAGAAAAGAAAAGCCGUAAACAAAUCUGCCUCCGACUCAGCUCUUUUGAACAUGGGACAGAGUGGUAGUUUAUCAAAAAUGGAUAACAUCAGAGAGGCUAUUCAGAUUUAUGCUGAGGAGACAGUGAAGAAUUUCUUCCUGCCUUGUUUCAACAUUCCGGCACCUUGGAACAUUGAUGUAGGAAGAUUCUUACCACAAGCUUCAUCCUCAGUUUCAUGUCCAAGCUUUCUCUAUUCCAUGUAUGAAAUCAUACCACAAGGUGCUUGUAGAUCUCCCCCACAAGUGCUGCAGAGCACAAUACAGACUCUUACAGCAGUCACAGUCAGGGAUAUAAUGAACUCUCUGCCCCAGGAGGAGCAAGCAGUCCAGGAACCACUACCUGACAGUGAGCGAGUUUUCAGCAGACCUUCUUCAGGUGUGUCAGAAGUGUGUUCAGUAAGCCCAGAUAUUGUUACAGAUUACACCGAUCCCUUACUGAGCCCAAUGGAAUCCAGCUCUGAUGACUACACCAGCCCGGUGACUGUUUUGAUCCUUCGCUUGCUCUCAAAGCUGAAUAAUCAACAGUCACUGUCUGAUGACAUGUUGGACACAUCCAGAGUGCUCAUCGACAGAGUCAUCUCUGAAAUUGAGACUGCCUCAGGUCUUACAAAUGGUACAGCAUGUCCAGAAGGUGUGAAGAUCCGAAAGAUCUCCAGAGUCAUUUACACUGAGCUUGUGCAUGAAUUUGGUGGUAAGGAAGCUCUCCUCAGGACCAUGAUGUCAGAGGGUCAUUCCUUUGAGAAGGCUCUGGUGAGAAUACUGUCACGUGAACUCAUUCAGACCUCUGUUCAACUCACACCCGAGGAAAAGAAAACCAAGAGGCAACGUUUUCGAUUCCUACCAAAAAUGUCCAAGGUCAAGGCCUUUUUUAAUAUCAAGCUGAAGAGAUCAAAGUCAGGAAAUUGUGCUGGGGAGCAGUCCACCAACCUGGAUCUGGAUUUGAAUCCAACCUCUUCUGCUCAUGGUGAUACAGCAGUCCAAUGUGGGGGCUGCUUUCCUUGUGUCAAAACAGCUUCCUCAACAAGUGACAACAGAGCUACUACCUCUGAAUCUUCAAUGAAGAAGCCUCGCAAGGGGGUUUUCUCCAGAAUGAUUUCUCUUAUAUCUAAAAAGUCCUCAAAGAUAUGCCCUGAGGCACUUGGCUAAUAUUCUAAUAAACUUAACAUGCAUUCA